This is a messenger RNA of Colletotrichum lupini, 1809 nucleotides long. Its product is annotated as DEAD/DEAH box helicase. The coding region runs from base 1 to 1809 and encodes 602 amino acids. The transcript has 9 exons. The record is from RefSeq and is a predicted model, not a curated record. Lineage: Eukaryota; Fungi; Ascomycota; Sordariomycetes; Glomerellales; Glomerellaceae. Gene Ontology annotation, molecular function: ATP binding; nucleic acid binding; RNA helicase activity.
AUGAGUUGUCGAGGAUCCAGAAUCCGCAAUUCGAAAAGCAACUGGGCCUGGGGCGGACCUGGAUGCUUUGGUUGUCUGCAGGAAAUUUUUUGGCGGGGCCAGGUCUCCACUAAAAACUUUCCCAGAGCGUGGGAUGUCAUCAGGUCGCGCCAACUGCUAAACUUUUUGCACCGAAGCCUUCGACAAUCGCUUCCCUCUUUGCGCCACACCGCACAGCGAGCUGUCGACGACAAAGAUGCCUUCCUCGACGACAAAAAAGGCGGCAUCGAAGGCGAAGAUGCCUUCCUCCAAGCGACAAAAGGUGGCGCAAACGAGCUCGUCUUCCAAACCGAAUCUGAUUCCGAAGACAAUAUCGCAGCCGAUGCCGAUUCCGAUGUCGAGAUCAAUGCUGACGUUACUGCCGAUGCCACUGAGGAAGUGACCAAGAGCUUCAAGGAGCUGGGUGUCGUCGAGUCCCUAUGCGAAGCAUGCGAAUCUCUCGGAUACAAGAAGCCCACACCUAUUCAGGCUCAGUCAAUCCCUCACGCCCUUGCGAAUCGCGAUAUCAUUGGUCUGGCCGAGACAGGUUCAGGAAAAACGGCGGCUGCUUGGUCAAGUGUCCAAGACUCUUGUGCGAUUGUAAUGUGGAAAUCCGAUCGUCAUCGACUUUCACAGAUCCCCUGCCGUUUUCCUCUACCCGUCACGACUUUCGCACUCCCCGUUAUUCAAGCACUCUUGGAGAAACCUCAACCGUUCUUUGGACUUGUUCUCGCGCCCACAAGAGAGUUGGCGGCACAGAUUGGUGCACAGUUCGAGGCACUUGGUAGCCUGAUCAACUUGCGAUGCGCCGUAAUUGUCGGCGGUCUCGACUUCGUCUCUCAGGCUAUUGCUCUCGGCAAGCGCCCCCAUAUUCUUGUCGCUACACCCGGACGUCUAGUUGAUCACCUCGAGAAGACUAAGGGUUUCUCCUUGCGCUCGCUGAAGUACUUGGUGAUGGACGAAGCCGAUAGACUGCUUGACAUGGAUUUCGGCCCAGCCAUCACCUCUCUCCUCAAGUUUCUCCCCCGCGAACGCCGAACUUUCCUCUUCUCCGCUACGAUGAGCACAAAGAUCGAGAGUCUGUCCCGGGCCAGUUUGAGAGACCCAGUCCGCGUCAGCAUCAGCUCCAACAAAUACCAGACGGUCAAGGGGUUGAUCCAGCACUACUGCUUUGUUCCUCAUACGCAAAAGGAUACCUACCUGAUUUAUCUUGGUAACGAGUUCGCCGGCAAGCGCAUCAUCAUCUUCGCCCGCACUGUUGCGGAGGUGCAACGGUUGUCGAUCCUGCUGCGUGCGUUAGGAUUCUCCGCCAUCCCUCUGCAUGGACAGCUCAACCAGACUGCUCGUCUUGGUGCGCUUUCCAGGUUCCGUGAAGGAACUCGCCAGAUUUUGGUCGCCACCGAUGUCGCUGCCAGAGGUCUCGAUAUUCCGCUCGUCGACGUUGUCAUAAAUCACGACUUGCCGCAGGACAGCAAGACCAUGAUUCAUCGAAUCGGUCGUACCGCUCGUGCCGGAAAGUCAGGCAUUGCCAUCAGUCUAGUCACACAAUACGACCUCGAAAUUUACCUGCGAAUCGAGGCCGCCCUCGGCAAGAAGCUGACCGAGUACCCCACGCAAAAGGACGAGGUCAUGGUCUUCCAGAGUCGCGUUGAGGAGGCACAAAGACACGCCAGAAUGGAGAUGAAGAAUCUGAUGGAGAACCAAGGCAAGAAGGGCUCGACUCUCAAGGGUGGGAAGAAAGGCAAGGGCAACAAGAGGCGUCACGACGACAUGGACGCUGAGGAGGGCUAA